Molecule: messenger RNA, 1130 nt
Organism: Meleagris gallopavo (turkey)
Lineage: Eukaryota; Metazoa; Chordata; Aves; Galliformes; Phasianidae
Source: RefSeq, a predicted model, not a curated record
GGGGGACCUGGGGGCGGCUACGAUUUACGGAGAAGCUCUUUCCAAAUCCCCGUGUCGCUCCGCGGAGCGUUUUGUAGUGACGUGACGGCUCGGUUGCCGAGGUCCGUCCGAUGUCGGUAGGCCUCAGCCCCGCCGCGCGCUCUCUUUCAGACCUGGCCGAGAUGCUGCGGGCGCUGGGCUAUCCCCGCCUCGUCUCCAUGGAGAACUUCCACGGGCCGAACUUCGCGCUGGUGGCCGAGCUGCUGCUGUGGCUGGUGAGGAGGUAUGAACCUCAGUCUGACAUUCCCCCUGAUGUUGAGACAGAACAGGACCGGGUUUUCUUCAUUAAGGCUGUAGCUCAGUUCAUGGCUACCAAGGCCCACAUAAAGCUCAACACCAAGAAGCUUUACCAGGCAGAUGGCUAUGCAGUGAGAGAGCUGCUGAAGGUCACCUCUGUGCUUUACAGUGCAAUGAAUACGGAGGGAAUGGAGCGCACAGACAUCACUGAAGAAGACAGCAGCAAAUUCAAGUUUGAUCUUGGCUCAAAAAUUGCUGACCUGAAGGCAGCUAGACAGCUUGCUUCUGAAAUCACCUCCAAAGGAGCAAGUCUGUACGACUUACUUGGCAAAGAGGUAGAGCUAAGGGAAGCAAGAACAGAAUCUAUUGCCAGACCUUUGGAGAUAAACGAAGCUGAGAAGAUGAUGAAAGUUGCCAUUGGCUGUGUUCUGGAAGAGGUCCAGAAGACUAAGGACAUGUUGAGUAAUGUGGCUUUGGAUGAAGCCAAUUUGGAAGCCAAGAUUGAAAAAAGGAAAUUGGAGCUGGAAAGAAGCCAGAAGAGGCUGCAGACCCUACAGAGCGUUCGCCCUGCUUUUAUGGAUGAAUAUGAGAAGAUUGAAGAGCAACUGCAGAAGCAAUACACUAGCUACCUAGAAAAAUUCCAUAACCUGACGUACCUGGAGCAGCUCCUGGACGAUCAGCAUCGGACUGAGCAGGAGAUGUUUGAGGUAAAACAGGAAGCAGCAAACAUGCUGCGUCUGAUGCAGAACAGGCUGAAGGAGGAGGAACAACGCCUGCUUAAGAGUGGAAGUAAGUGGGAUUUCUUCCCUAGGCAGAAAAAUUAUGUGCUGAGUACUUGAUGUAUAAAUAUGCCC